Messenger RNA from Anopheles moucheti, 1052 nucleotides. It is a transcript of the gene zetaCOP, whose product is annotated as coatomer subunit zeta-1. NCBI's taxonomy places the organism in Eukaryota, Metazoa, Arthropoda, Insecta, Diptera, Culicidae. Bases 119 to 652 code for a protein of 177 amino acids. Gene Ontology annotation, cellular component: COPI vesicle coat. The transcript has 4 exons. Gene Ontology annotation, biological process: retrograde vesicle-mediated transport, Golgi to endoplasmic reticulum; intra-Golgi vesicle-mediated transport; intracellular protein transport. The record is from RefSeq and is a predicted model, not a curated record.
UUGUGUUGGUUUCGCGAAGAAGAGUUUAUCGUGAAUUUGGUUGUAAAUUUAGUAAUUACGAGUGGAAAAGAGUAAUAAUUCGUUUGUUAAUAACAUCCAGAACUUUUCGGCAAAAACGAUGGAUUCACUUAUGGAACCUACACUGUACACCAUCAAGGGAAUGUGCAUACUGGACAACGAUGGUAACCGGAUACUGGCCAAGUACUACGACAAAAACGUGUUUCCCACGGUGAAGGAACAGCGAGCGUACGAGAAGAACUUGUUCAACAAAACACACCGGGCGGAUGCGGAAAUUAUUAUGCUGGAUGGAUUGACCUGCGUGUACAAGAGCAAUGUGGAUCUGUUCUUCUACGUGAUGGGUAGCACACAGGAAAACGAGCUAAUACUACUGUCGGUGUUGAACUGCCUAUACGAUACGAUCACCAUGAUUCUGAAGAAAAACGUUGAAAAACGAGCGGUGCUGGAAAAUCUCGAUAUUGUGAUGCUAGCGUUCGAUGAAAUUUGUGAUGGAGGUAUUAUCCUGGAUGCCGACCCAUCGUCCGUAAUGAAGCGAGUCGAUCUACGAAACGAUGACAUUCCGAUCGGGGAACAAACCGUUGCCCAGGUUCUACAGUCGGCCAAAGAACAACUGAAAUGGUCAUUGCUGAAGUGAGAGCGGGCUUCGGAGUUUUUAUUUGCUUCCUUUUAUCCAUAUAAACCAAACACCGGCACCACUCGGGAAUAACGAAGCGGGAAUACUGUACGUUACUCUUUCCGGGCGUAUUGAAUCUUUUGUUUCGCGUGCUUAGGCCUGAUGGUUGUGCAUUCUUGUCCCAUCGUUGGCCACACAUUAAAGAAGGUUAUAAUUAUUCCGUUUCAUUUAAGCAGCGCAAUGCAAUAAGUUCUAAAGCAAAAGAUAAACGUUAAGGAAAAUGAAAUCAUACAACCAUAAGAACACAAAACUUGUAUCGGUUGGCCGUUUCGUAUCCGAAAUUUUGUAUUCUACAUUAUGCAAGUUCUUCAUCGCAGAAAAUAUUACAGUGCAAGGGAACUAAAGUGCGCUUUCACCGCGC